Messenger RNA from Caenorhabditis auriculariae, 3291 nucleotides. The record is from the annotation of a GenBank genome assembly. NCBI's taxonomy places the organism in Eukaryota, Metazoa, Nematoda, Chromadorea, Rhabditida, Rhabditidae.
AUGCAGGUAAUUACGAAGAAGUACAAAAAGCUGGCCUUGGCCUUCCAUCCGGACAAGAAUAAGGAACCUGGUGCAGAAGCAAAGUUCAAGGUUUUUUUUUUCACAGAGACUAUUAUAUUAUUAAAUGUGAUUUUAAGGAAAUUUCGGAAGCCUAUCGUGUUCUAUCUCAACAGGAGAACAAAUCUCCAAGCUCCGAUGAGAAGAAAGAUGCGGUUAAGAGUUUGAAAGUAUGACUAAGUUCCUCCUUUUCUUUUAGAACAGUCGAACGACCGAGGAUCCUUUCGAACAGUAUUUCGGCAAAGAUUUCUUCAAAUCUUACAGGAGAGGGUGGGUAUUUUUUGUUAAGAAAUUUUUUUUUGAUGAUGUAAAUUUCAGACAAAGCCACCCAUUCUCAUCGAAUUUCUCGAGCGGUAAGUGGUCGUUUUUCAAAGAUUCAUUAAACUAUUGUCUCUACCUUGGGCAUUUUUUCAGGUCCCAAGAAAGAUCCGCCAGUGUUCCACAACGUUUACGUCACUCUGGAGGAGAUUUUUCGUGGGACCACGAAAAACGUGAGAAUCGAUCGGCUCGUUGUCGACAUUUUCGGCUGCCGGACCGAAUCGCCGGUUUUCACGAUGAAAAUCGAGCCAGGCUGUCCGGCCAACUUCAAGUUCACCUUUCCUGUGUCCGGCGACCGCACUCCGGGAAAUAUUCCGGCCGAUUUCAUCUUCGUCGUCAAGGUUGGAACGUUCUUGAAGGAAAUUUAUGAGUUGUUUGUUGAUUCAAUGGGUAGGUCUGAUAUUUUCUAACAAUCAUGUUAUUUUCUGCAAACUUGGAUGAAUACUGAACGCAUUUUGUGGUCAAAGUCUUAUAGGUAACAUUUUCAAAGCUCGCUAAUUUUUUCCAGAAUAACUCCUUGAAUAAAUGAAAAGUCUAACAUUUCAAGUAAAGGAAUCGCGAGUUGAAAUAAUUUCACAGAAUUUUCCAUUUUUCAGAUUUGCUGGUUUGAGUUAGUAUUAAAUAUACAAUAAAAAAAUCUCUUCGUCCUUAAAGAAAAAAUAUCUUUUAAAUGAAUUAUAACUAGAAAGAAAGAUUUAACAUUGAAUCGAUUUAAAAAAAAAGAUGUUUUCAAGCUUUUUUUUUUGAUAAAGAAGGAUGCUUCACAUAUAACCCCUUCUGAAAUAAUUUAUACUUCGUUUGACUCUAUUUUUGAUUAAAAAUAAAGUUACUUUGCUUUUUCCAAAUCAGGAAAACCGCCACCACCUUUUUACACGGAAGAAGGAGAACCUUCUUUACACAAAAGUCGUGCCGCCAUGCGAGACUGUCGUCGGAAGCGUUCUGGAUAUCCCGACCAUCGGCGGAGGCACUUAUAAGCUCGUUGUGCAAGAUGAAAUCAAGCCAAACUCUAAAAUAAAGUUUUUUUGAGCUUAUGAUUUCAGGAAUUUCGAAAGUUUCAGACUUCCCUACUUUGGUUUGCCCUUCUUCGAUACACCCACUGUUCGCGGAGAUUUAGUCGUCGACUUUGUCAUUCUCCAGCCUUUUUACCCAUGUGAGUCGAAAAUGACUUCUUUCCGAUAAUCUAAAAUAUAAAGGUGAUGACCUUUUUUUUAAAAAGUUUUUUUUUCAAUACUCAAAUCUUAAGGUAAUGUUCCUCAAAAGAUUAAUAAGAAUAAAAAUUCACACAAACCUCGUUUCUCAAUUUGAGCUUCUUCAUUUUUCCACCUUUUUUCUGGCAAAUUUUCCCGGUUCAAAAAUUAAUUUUUUGAGAACUUUUUUUAAACAGAAAGCUGAAAUAACCGUGAAAAAUUGAUUAAAGCGUGGGUUUGUUCGAAUUUUCUAUUGUUCAUCAUUGCUUUUUUUGAAUUUAGUGCUCGAACUGCUGUUCAGAAGAUUAACUUUGCAUUCCCAGACUUCGAUUCACGUCAAACAAGUCAUUUGCAAAGUGACCUCUUUAUUAAUUGUUUUAUGGUAUUUAUUCUCGCCACUUACAGACACGAGCAUCAUCACAAAGACGCUGGAGAUCACUUUGGAAGAAGUUUUGACGGGAACGACCAAAUCGGUGAAAGUCGCCAAAUUAUCGCCCUACUCCACAAAAGAAGUCACUCUGCAAGUGACUGUCAAGCCUGGAGCCACGAGCGAUGACGUCAUCUGUUUUCCGAAUGAACGCGUUAAUUUCGUUGUCAAGGUAUUUCAUUGACUUGUGGGAAGUCAGACGGGUUUUCAUUUUCAUAUCUCUAACCCUCAUUAAUUUUUAAGGCGAAUAAAAAACAUCGGGCUCUUUGCCUCGGAGAUUAAACUUGAAAAAUAUGUUUUUUUUCGUCAAUUUGAUAAUUAAACUCAUUCCAUAUCGAAAAUUAAGGAAAAAUUCAUUUUUUACUUUUUAUUUUAAACGUUAAGGAGGCAAUUAUUUCAAGAUGAAUUUUUUUAAUUAAUCAAAUUCGUGGAAACUAUUUUUUUCAACUGGCAGCAGAAAGUAACGGGACCAGCUUUUAAAAAUCAGAAAAAAGUAGAACUCUCAGUGAGAAAAAAAAACAACACGAAAUUAAAUGGGGUUCUCUCAACGGUCUCUUUUGAAGAGGAAAAAAAAUAUUAUGUUCAUGGAAAAAAUCAAGAAAACGUUAAGGUUUUGCCGCAUGCGACAUUUGUACGACAAGGGAACGAUCUGCUGUAUGUCGACCGGGGGCUUCAGAGAGAAGCUCAGAAUCGUUCGAAACUCAAUAUUCCUACCAUUGACGGAUCUUUCAUCGUGGUUGAUUCUGUUCUUUCUGGCACCAGAAGGUCUGAUCGAAAAUCAUUGAAAAAUCUAAAUAUACCGUUUGAAGAAUUAAAAACCUCGGUUUGCCGAAGAAAAGCGACCCGACGUGCCGUGGCGACCUCAUUAUCAGUUUUGAGUAUCCGAAUCGCGCAAGCCCGAAAAAAAUCGACAGAGUGAGGGAUUUUUUUGGAAAUGUUCUCCUAAAAUUUGUUUCUGUUUAGUAUUUUUCAAAACAAUGUAAUUUUUAGACAUGAGAAAGGUCUUGAAAUUUUUUUCUGACUCGGUGUCAUAGAUAUAUCUAUUUGUUAAUUUUGGUUCUUCCUGUCAGGCUUGAUCUUUUUUCUUAUAGAGCUCUUUAUAUCCUAAUCUUAAUAUAUAUUUUUUUCCUGAACCAAACAGUUUUCCUGAAAUUUUCUUGCAUUUGUCUCGUGAAAUUUUUUAAGUGAGAUUCAAAAAUGUGUUUUUCUUUCACAACAGAAGCGCUCAGGUAGAAUUUUUCUCUUGUCGCGAAAAAGAUCGAUUCCUUUCAGAAGUCGAAUUUUCGUUUCCAGGUCCAGUAA